GCGACGCGCUGGUGUCUGCUUCCUUCCCUACGUGCACAGCUAUAUAAUAUCACAAAGGUUUAACGCCGGCCGGAAGAUUAAGUCCAAGAAAGAUCUUAUAGCGAGCCAUGGCGCACAGAUACAAGGAAGAAAGUGAGCCACUUCUAUCUACUCCCAGUACUCUUUGUAGUUCCUACGAGAGCGCCACACCUAGGUCACCACCACAGUUUGUUAAAAAUUUAGCCACGGCGUUACCAGAAGGGAAAACACACCACCUGUUCUUCUCUCACAGUUCUGACGACCAGCAAUAGGUUCAGGAGUGGGUCGAGCGACUGGAACAAGACUAUGGGAUCAAGUGUCUGUGGCCUCCGAGAGAUUUCACUCCUGGGAAGCCGAUUGCUUCUCUUAUUGAAGAUGGAAUGUCACGUGCUAUGAGAAUAGUUAUGGUUUUGUCGCCAGAGUACAUCGACAGUGGCUGGUGUUCCUACGAAAGACACCUGGCGUUUGUUUUGUCUGUCCAAGAGAGACGGAACGGCAUCAUUCCAGUGAUGCUGAAACCCUGCCCCGUACCAGACGUGCUGAGAACCGUCAACUACAUCGACGUCACCAAGGGAGAGAAUGCUGUUUGCAAGAUUAAAGACGCACUGUACCAAAAAUGUGAACUUAAGGACAUUCUGCCAAACGUCGGUCUUCAGUAUCACCAGCAAGAUAAAAAUGGAAUGAAAACCUUUGUGUCUGCUGAAAAAGAAAACACUUCUUCAGUGCGAGGGACAGCCUGGUACUUUAAAAGUUUAUCGACGUAUCAAGACCAGCUGUUAAGGAAAAUGGGAUCAAAGAUUUCAAGAGACUGGCACGAUCUUACAGUGACGAAGUUAAACUCUUUGUUUUAUAUGAGGAUCUUUGGACUGGUGAAACGCACUGCUACUCUCUAUUGGUUCAGUUUGCUCGUCUUUUUCGGGUUGUAUUCCUUCAGCGUGUUAGCGGGUUGUUUAAUGUUGAUGAUUCAUGUGUACGACACAGACUGGCUGGUUCUCAUCAUCAUUCCCAUAGGAUCGACGUUUGCAGUUUUCAUGAUUGUAUACAUCCCAAUGAACAUGCUGAUUCGGAGACAAAUCAAGCAACUGGGGAUCAAAAAAGCACGGCAAAUCGCGAAAGCAGUAUCUCUGGAGUGGUUGCAGAAGACGAAACUUUUACUUUACUUCAACCAAGAAUCAGUUCCUACUCUGCAGUUCAUGUUCUACGACACGGAUCUCUGCCAGCUUUAUCUAAGAGACUGUUUUCUCAGAAUGUACAAUGCUAGUGCAGAGAAUUCCGAAAAAGAGGCUCUUGCCAGACGUGUGGCAGACCACCACAUAAGACUGUUUGUAAGCAACAACUACGACCGAAUUUUACAGUGGAAGGACUUGGACGAAUCGAUUCAUGAACGUCAUGCCACCGUGAUGAGGAAAAAAUGUCUGUGUGAGAUGAUAGAAGAAGAUUUGUGGCCAGAACAGAUGAUAUGAUUAUAGAGCUGGAUUUGACAAACGAGAUGCUAGGAUGCGGCAGCUAUUGUGUUUGAAGUUGUGCAUUCGUCAGUAUUAACACAGUGUAGAUGUCCUUGUGUUGUUUUACCGGAAUGUUAAAUGAAUAACAGAAGUCACAAGUUAGCUUGUAGGUUGUAUUUUCUUUUCCAACAUAAAACGUAGUAAUACAGAUACUAUAGGUCUCAGCUCUCGGGUGAAUGAUACACAGGUCUUCUGAUAGAGCUGACAUUGCGACUGAGAACCUCAAGCGUAUGAACAGCAGAGCUGUCCUCAUUGGGUCUCUCUUUUGUGUAUAGAAAAUAUUUAUAAGAUACAUAUUUAGCAGAAUGUGUAUAUAGUUGUGUUUUUUUUAUACAAACAACAAAGUUAGGUUUUAACAUUUUAACAUUUUAUUGUCAUAAAAUAAUAUAAACAUAACAAACACCAAAAUUAGGUUUUUAACACUUUUAUUGUCAUAAAAUAUUGUGAACUAAAUCUAAAUACGAGCCUAAAUGUAAUUUCAACUCAGUAUCGAAGCUUUAUGUUUUAACUUGUUUACUCUUUUGUUUCUUCCCAGUCUGGCUAUGAUAGCGUGUCUUUCUAUUGUUUCUGCAGUACUGAGAUAGAAGCUGAUAGUGUCUCAAGCUACAGGUGUCUUUCUUCUUACUGGUUGUUCCAGCUUGGCUUUUGAUAAAAGAGUCUUUAUUUUAUUUCAAACACCCAAACUGUUUCAUUCUGCUGCUGUUUGUGAUACGAGUCAUUGGUGAUCUUGAGUGGUUUUUUUUAAAGUUAUUGCACAGUGUUUGCACAGUUUUGCACCAGGCUAACGUUUCUCCCAAAGAUAACGUAUGGACUCUAUAUAUUAGGUUGUAUGUAUCUAUUACUGUUUGUUUUUAAAACAUUUAUUCUCAGACCCCUGUUUACAUUUGUUAUCUGUCCCAACCACAGGGAUGAAGUGACAGAGUUACAAUACAAAAUUAAACAUUAUCAUUUAGGUAUACAGAUUGAAAUUUUCAUUCAGUAUUUACAAUUGUUAUUAUCACGAGGUUAUACAUGUAUGUUUAAAUAUUAAUGAUACAGAUAGAAAAAAGAUUUUAUAUUAUUUAGCCCAAGUUCUCAUAGUUUGUAAUUUUGGAUAUGACAUGUAAAUUAAUUUUAAAAAAAUUGACUAUACAAAUUGGGUUCUGCGAGAUAUGUUCUAUUAUAUUGUAUCUACUUAUACACUCAUCCCCACCUAAACCCACCAUCCCUCCUCCCCCCACCAUCCCACCAAUAAACAAACUUCAAAUAUACACAUAUAAUUACGCAUACGUAUACGCAUACGCAUACGCAUACGCACACCGACACGCACACAAGUGAUUCAUGAGGUGCAGACAUCAUAAGACUUCACAAAUGAAGUAUUAUUAUUAUAUAAAACAUAUGAAUUAUUUGACUAUGACUGGUAUGGCUGUCUGUCGUAAAAUAUUAAUAUACAUGUAUAUAACACCAAAGUAAAUAAUAAUUACAAACUGCAUAAUUUGUUCAGCACUAAUUGUAUUAUGUAUUAUGAUACAUAGCCCAUUUAGUUUGAAAUUUGUUGUGUAAACUUUUACUGUGAUAAAUACUUCUUUCUGUUGGAUAUCUAGAUUUCAGAAUAUGUUUAAAAUGUUUCAUACUUGGUAAGAUAUCUGUUACUUUAAAUUUAUAGAUAAAGAAUUUAGCAAGUAAUAGAAACAGAUCACAAAUUUUGUCAAUUGUUGUAAUAUUAUUUUCUCCUAGUAGAAUUAAUUUGGCAUCAAGAGAUAAAUAUUGAAUAUAAGGACAUUUAUCAAAUAAGAAUUGUAAAAAAGAAUUCCAAAAGGUUUUGACUGGUAAGCAGUCCCAGAAAAAAGUGCUUUUACAAAAUGUACAAAGAUUAGUUUCAGCUUUGUGAUUUUUUUAGUUGUAAUAAUUCUAUGCAAUAAUCUGCAAUGGAACCACCUUAACUUAGUAUUUUGGGUUGUCUUAAAAGGUUUGGAAUAUAUUGUUGCCCAGCCGAUUUCAGAAUUAAAGAGUUCUUCCCA
Molecule: messenger RNA, 3523 nt
Organism: Gigantopelta aegis
Lineage: Eukaryota; Metazoa; Mollusca; Gastropoda; Neomphalida; Peltospiridae
Exons: 9
Coding region: 399-1481 (360 amino acids)
Biological process (GO): signal transduction
Source: RefSeq, a predicted model, not a curated record